CGAGUGGGAAAGGCAGUCUCAGCAAGAUGGCCGGUCGCGCGACGUCGGCCCUCUGCUACCUCGCGUUGACGCUCCAUCUGGUUCUCCCGACCGAGUGCAAUUACGGCGUGAGAUACGGUGACGGCGCGAAGCGACUGCACGUCGCGGAGGAGAGCGGGUCGCGGCACGGGAAGCCGCUCGUCGUCGGCAGGCGGGAUGCGGCGGCCGGCGCGCCGAAUCGCGGCGACGGGGAAACGUCAUUCGAGCGCGUCCGCAGGGACGUACCGCCGGACCCGCAUCCGCACCCGAACAACAACCCGAACAUCACGACGAAGGUCAACGCUCUGAAUGAUUCGCAUCAACAAUUAAUGGUGCACUGGGUCGGGGAGGGCUCCAACGUGAUAAUAUGCCUGGCGAGGGACAGUUCGCCAGUGGUGCGCUUCCAGGGAGGUAGAUUUUCUUCCCCGACCCAUCCUAGUGCGGUGUAUAUAAGUUACGAUUAUGGUGAUACGUUCGAAAAUAAAACUGAACUAUUCAAGAUCUUGCCCUACAUGUCCAAUCUCGAGUAUGCAGUCGUGGACAAAUUCACCAAUCAUCCGAAAUACUCACAGCACUGCGUUUUUAUGGACAGCUUGAACAACGUGAUCUUCACAACGAUGAAUAAUGGCAAAACCAUCCAAAGAAUUUUGUUACCGUUCCAUCCAAGUGAGGUCUCAUUUUAUGAGCUAGAUCCACGAGUGCUCAUCGCGCUGGACAAAGUCGAUCAGAUGCGAAAGUUAUGGAUGUCGAUUGAUCACGGAAAAUUAUGGGUGCCGAUUCAUCAAUACGUGAAAGCGUUCUUUUGGUCCCCCCAGCGUGUCUUGUAUGUGGAACGCACCGAGUCAGACGGCGUGGGAAACACAGUGUUGAGGUUGGAUUUGCGAAAUUGGCCUUGGUUUCAGCGAGCGAAUAAUUCGUUACGUACAAGAUGGUCCAUACGAAAGGAGUUUACUACUGUUAUCGAAAACGUCGAAGAUUUCCAGAUCAGGGGUGAUUACAUGUUCGCCACUAUGAAAAAUUCAAAGAACGGUACAUCCGAGCAUCUGGAUCUUCACGUCUCCUAUAAGAAUCAGUCGUUUGUCGUGGCGCACUUUAAUACGGAGCUGGACUGCAGGGAUUAUCAUGUUGUGGAUGUAUCGUCUAAUCGAGUGUUUAUCGCGGUGUCGCAUAGCGAGACUAUGGUCAAUCUUUACGUAUCAGAAGUGAUAGAUCACGAGAAAGCUAUUUUCACGUUAUCGUUAGAAAGCAUACUCACGUUCUUCCCCAACAGCACCUGGAAAGACACGUGGCUGAACGAUGUGGCAGACGAGGCAUUCACGGAUCUGUACAAAGUCGAGGGUCUUCGAGGCAUCUACAUAGCAUCGCGAGUAAAGAGUACAUCGAAAUCGGGCACGAUCGGACCGGAGCACCUGGAGUCUCUCAUCACUUUCGAUCACGGCGUCACCUGGAACAGCAUCAAGGCGCCCACUGCUAAUCAUGAAGGUUUCUACAUUCAUUGCGGGAAGGACUGCUCGCUGCAUCUGAGUCAGCGAUUCAGUCAGCUAUAUCCGGUAACGAGAUCCGUCACGAUCAUGAGCUCCAAGUCGGCACCCGGUAUAAUAAUGGCCACCGGCGUGAUCGGGACGAGUUUGAAGGGCCAUCCGGCGCUUUACGUGUCGCGGGACGCCGGUCUCACGUGGAAGCAAGUGCUGAAGGACUACUAUUUCUUCAAUAUGGGUGAUCACGGUGGUCUGCUGGUAGCGGUCAAGUAUUUCAAGUCCCGUGGCGAGACUCGGGACAUCUCGUAUUCGACCGACGAGGGCGAAACGUGGCAAACGUACGAGUUCAACGAGAAAAUGCUGCGAGUUUACGGUCUUAUGACGGAGCCUGGUGAAAAUACAACAGUGUUCACCAUGUUCGGCUCGGACAGCGGGCAGCACCAAUGGCUCAUUAUUAAGGUCAAUCUGCGAAAUGUGUUCGAGAGGGAAUGCACCAAGGAUGACUACAAGUUCUGGUCGCCGACCAGUACUGAGCAGCCGGUCAUGUCCUGCGUGCUGGGCCGCAGGGAGACGUACCAGAGACGUGCAGCGCGCACCAACUGCUACCAGGGUAUCGAUUACGAUCGGCCGAUGAAGCUGGAGAUAUGUCCUUGUGACGCGAACGAUUACCAGUGCGAUUACGGCUUCAUGCGCGUUGGUAAUCCGUACCAUUGCAUUCGCAACAAAUCCGUUGCCGAUUACGAUCCUUACGCGGUACCAAGCACGUGCCCCGCCGGCGAGUUCUACAAUCGCACCAAGGGUUACGUGAAGAUAUCUGAUGACGAGUGUACCGGUGGUCUGGCGAGGAACUUCGAGCCCGACAAGAUCCCGUGCCCGAUGAACGAGAGACCGGAGUUUCUAUUGGUCGCCCAGCGCGAGCACAUUACGCGAUUCGACCUGGUGGAGGAGAAGAUGGAGAUGCUGCCGGUGCAUGAUCUGAAGAAUGUCAUCGCGAUUGAAUUUGACAUGGCGAACAAUUGUCUGUACUGGGCAGACAUCGUCAAUGACACGAUCGGCAGGCAGUGCCUGCAGGACGGAACUAGCUCGCCCGAGAUCCUUGUCGAGACUGACCUGAGCUCCAUCGAGGGUAUGGCUUUCGAUUGGGUGUCGAAGGUGCUCUACUUCGUGGACGGCGUAAAAAUGAGGAUACAGAUCAUCCGCACGGAUGUGUCCAGUAUGGGCAGAAUGCGCAGGACGAUUUUGGGACCGAACAAUUUGCAGAAGCCGCGAGGCAUCGCGGUCCAUCCCAUGAACGGCUACAUGUUCUGGACUGAUUGGGCUCCGGGUAAUGCAUCGAUAUCGCGCGCCGACUUAGAUGGCACGAACGUGAAACGCCUGUUUAUCAAGCCCACCGUCGAGUGGCCGAACGGAAUAACUAUCGACCACAUCGCCGAGCGCAUUUACUGGGUGGACGCGCGGGCGGAUUACAUCGCCUCGUCCGAUUUCGAGGGCAAGCGAUUCAAGAAGAUCAUCGCGAACGACGUGCGCGUCUCGCAUCCGUUCGCGGUCGCUGUGUUUAAGGACAACUUGUACUGGGACGACUGGAAACAGUCCAUGAUAUUCGUUGCCAAUAAGGACCACGGGGUCGGCAUAACCACGAUAGUCGGCUUUCAAAUCGCCGGGCUGAUGGAUCUUAAGAUCUAUGCACACAGCAUGCAGGUCGGUACUAACGCGUGCGCAAAUCAUACGUGCUCGCACAUUUGCCUGGGCGCACCAAACAACAGCCACGUGUGCCUCUGUCCGGAUGGAAUGGUGAUGACGGACGGUAAGUGCAUGUGCCCGGGUGGCAUCACGCCAUACCCUAAUUCGACGUGCCCGCGCAUCGCCAGCACUUGCUCGUCCAACCAGUUUGCCUGCAACAACGGCGUCUGCAUACCGGAAUUCUGGAAAUGCGACGGUGACAACGACUGCGGCGAUAGCUCCGACGAGGCCAACUGCAACCGCGCCACCUGCAGCCCGAACAACUUCGAGUGCGACGGUAACAAGUGCAUACCCAAGUACUGGGUAUGCGACUUGGACCGCGACUGCAAAGACGGCAAGGACGAGAUGAAUUGUACGUACACCAACUGCACGGAGACGCAAUUCAAGUGCGACAACGGACGCUGCAUCUCGCAUCGCUGGCGGUGCGAUGGUGAGGACGACUGCCGGGACGGCUCGGACGAACGUAACUGCACCAGGAACGUCCAGCCAAGCACGUGCCGUUCCGACGAGGUCCUCUGCAAGGCCGACAACUCGUGCAUACCAGCCGCGUGGAAAUGCGACAGCGAGCCGGAUUGCGAAGACGGAGCGGACGAGUCCGAGUGCAACAGCAUGGUGUGCGAGCCUUGGCAGUUCACGUGCAACAACACGGGGGAGCAGAAGGAAACCGGGCACCGAUGCAUAUACAAAUCCUGGGCAUGCGAUGGUGACAGGGACUGCGCCGACGGUUCUGACGAGUUGAAUUGCAACACUACCAUAGUACCGCAGCCGCCGCCGUAUUCUCCACUUCUGCCGACCAACUCGUGCAACGAUUGGAUGUUCAUGUGCAACAACAAGAAGUGUGUGCCGUACUGGUGGAAGUGCGACAGCGUGGACGACUGCGGUGACGAUUCUGACGAGAUCGGCUGUGGCACUGGCGCAGAUGUCACUCUGGAACCAACGUCACCGGGCCACACGACUGAACAACCGCGACUUUGUCGCGAGCACCAGUUCCAAUGUUACAACGGUGAUUGUAUCGAGAAUGCGUGGGUGUGCGACGGCUCCAACGACUGUCCGACCGGCGAGGAUGAGCUGCAGCACUGCGAUAAGAUACACACGCCGUGCCGCGAGAACGAUCAGUUCAUGUGCCGACAGGACGGCUCGUGCGUGCCGCUAUUGAACAUUUGCAACGGUAUCGAGGAGUGUCCAGACGGCAGCGACGAGCUCGGCUGCCACACGGAACAUGAAGUCAGUCCAGCCGCCACUCCAUCCUGCUACGCUGGCAUGUUCCCGUGCGACGAGACGCGCUGCUUCCCGCUCGCCUCCUACUGCGACGGCAAUAGAGACUGCUUCGACGGAUUCGACGAACUCAACUGCGAAAAGAACAACACGCGCGUGUACCAAGUACUGGUAAUGGGAGUAGACGAGCGCUCCAUUAACGACAGCAGUCUAUUCCUCUUCUGGUGGAUGCCGAUACCGUCCAACGUGACCUUCGAGUUCCUACCCUCCAUUGCGCGUACGAUACCUGGCGCCAAGUGGACCAACGCCAGCGAAUGGAUCGAGGACACCGAGUAUCAGUUCAAUAAUCUCGAACCGUACACACGGUACAACCUGACGGUGUACGUGAAGCUGAAGGGACAGCCUACCGUGUUCCCGCCAGCCAAGUACCUAGUUGUGAUGACCGGCGAAGGUGUUCCAUCCGAUCCCUGGAACGUCACGGUCACGCAGAAGAACGGUACCCGCGUAGAAGUGUCCUGGCGUCCACCCGUUCAUCCGAAUGGCCUCAUCCUUGACUACAUAGGCUAUAUUACGCCGCCCAUACCGCCAUUAGAGUUUACGCGGCAGAAGACCUCGGCGAUAAUUGACAUGCCAUUUGAGGCGGGCAAGAAUUACUCCUUCUGGGUCGUCGCGAGGAACCGGCAGUACCAAUCGGCCUCAUCCAAGGUCGCUACGUUGAUGUUCGACGGCUCGGCCAACAUCGACGACAUCGAAGAUCUACGAGUAGUCGCGACCAGCAAUCAUUCUGUCACCUUGGCGUGGAAGAAGAUGAAGGACGUGGACGGGUAUCACAUCACGCCGCGGGCACCGCCAGCCUAUCCCACUAUGCAGACCAUCUCGACCUUGGAGAAUCAGAUGGAGGUGAAGAACCUGUCGCCGGGCACCAAGUACACAUUCGAGGUUGGCGCGAUGAAGAAGACGUACGUCGGCAAGGUCGUCAUGAUAACGGCCACGACAAACGGCACCGCGUUGCCAACGAUUAUGAAGCUGGACGCACAGCUGGGUAAAUUGCAGAGGACGACCGUCAAACUCACUUGGGAUCCGCCCAAGAGCACCAGGAAGAUCAAAUGGCAGUACGCUAUUUAUUAUGCCACCAACAUGCCGGAGUUCUUUAAAGCUCACAAGAUGGUGACCACCAAUCUCACAGCUACGAUCAAGGAUCUGGAGGCAUGCGAGUCGUACGUCUUCGCCGUUGGUGUUAUCGGCGAUUACGGUACGGGACCGUUGAGUCAACCAACCACGGUCACGACACACUUCAACAAGCGUGCGCCUCCGAAGAGAUUGCGCGUAACAGCGCCGCCGGAGAAGGACGACAAGAUCAUCGUCUCGUGGAGCGCGAGUUGCCCAACGAUCGAUGAACCGAUUAGUUACACGAUUACCGUUACGGAAAUGGUGCUCAACAAAGAGAUUGUCGUGACACUGACGCCGACCAAUGAUACUAUCAUGAAGCACACAUUCCACUCCAUCAAAUACGGCGGGAAGUAUAGUAUUACGAUAGCUACCGAUGUCGAAAAUGCGAUACCAACGCAACCGUUUAUCUACGAAGCGCCGGCUAUCAAACCGCCCCAUCAGUUGGCCGUCUUGUAUGAUAACAUAGGGUACUACAUCUUCUGGCAGAAUCAAGAUCUGCCGGAGAGCGUGAAGAAUGGCAAUCUGCACUAUGAAAUUUUGGUCACCGAAGGCUCGAAGACGAUAAACGAGUCGACUGCGAAAGUCCUGUGGGCCGCGAAACCACCUUACACUUACAAGGACGUGAAAACGGACACCAUAUACACCUUCGCCGUUCGUCUCGUCACAGACGAGGGAUAUCAAAGCCCGUUGAGCGAAACUUGGAGCACACGGAUCGCAGCAGGAACACAGUUGCCAGUGAUAAUGAACACGUCAAGCAUACUGUCCCUCGUGAUACCGAUCUGUUUGAUCGUCAUCGCGCUCGGUACAGCUCUGGCAUAUUUCAUCGUUCGACAUAGGAGACUGUCUAAUAGCUUUACGCAAUUUGCCAAUAGUCAUUACGAUACGAGACGGGGACAAGCUACUUUCCCAGGCACAACGGACGGUUUAGAGGAGGAGGACAGUCCUGUGAUUCGAGGUUUUUCAGACGACGAGCCGCUAGUAAUCGCAUGAGAAACGUUCACGCGAACCGGAUAUCCACACGCGAGGGAGGAAAACGUGUGCCAAGACACAUAAUUAAUACGCUAAUUCUGGAUAUAGUGAAGAUGUUACGAUGGCGGAGAAAAGCUUUCGUGAAAGCGUCUUAAGACUGAAUCAUUGUUAGCGCAGCGUCGGUGGUAGCUAAGCAGGAAAGCGCAUAUCGAUGAACAAGCUGCUCCGAGUGCUUGCACGAGAGCUUCUCGCGCCAGUCACACACUAUAGAGAAACACGAUAUACAUGUACAUCACGAAA
Molecule: messenger RNA, 6890 nt
Organism: Ooceraea biroi (clonal raider ant)
Lineage: Eukaryota; Metazoa; Arthropoda; Insecta; Hymenoptera; Formicidae
Product: sortilin-related receptor
Biological process (GO): post-Golgi vesicle-mediated transport
Cellular component (GO): Golgi apparatus; membrane
Molecular function (GO): protein binding
Source: RefSeq, a predicted model, not a curated record